AUGAGUUCAUGUCUGAACAUAAUAGUCAAACUCUUCAAAAUCACAUUGAUGGAAUCAGAAAACGGUGGGGUUGGUGAGAUUGAUCAUCUGGAGAAAGGGUUGUUGUCCGACACGCGUGAAGCUAACGAUGAUGAAGAUGACGAUGAGCCCAUACUAUAUUCUGCAAGCUUCGAAGAAGCUGAGGAUGAUUUUAUAAAGCUUAAGACGACACAGUGGAUACUUUAUUCGUUGCUAUUGAUUUUGGCAUGGGGUUUCGGCUUGCUCAUGUUCCUGUACAUUCCCGUUCGUCGAUACAUACUCCGGCGUAUGAUACAAUCACGAAAGCUCUAUGUCACCCCCAAUUCCAUCGUUUACAAAGUAACUAAGCCAGUUCCAUUUCCAUGUUUUGGGGUCUUGAAGAAAGAGAAACAUGUCCUGUUACCUUCUGUUGCUGAUGUUGUGAUCGAACAGGGGUAUCUACAGUCUCGUUAUGGUGUCUACUCCAUUAGAAUUGAGAAUGUUGGUGUAAGAAGGCCUCCAAGUGAUGAUGUUCAAAUUGAAGGCAUUGUCGAUCCUCGAGCAUUCAAAAAGUUUGUGCUGAUGCGACUUUCAGAAAUGAGAAAUCAAACCUUCUCUAGGCAAGUUUCAACCUUGGAAGAUGCCAGUUCUUCAAGAAAUGUCCAAUCAUAUGCUGCACCGAUGUCUCCCUUGAAAUCCAUUAGGCGUGAUAUUCUCUCUCCUGUUGGUGAAUUUGGAAUACUACAAAAGCUAGAGGAAGUCGACAAUUCUCUUAAGAGAGUCCAAACAUUGAUUGAAGAACGACAACCAAAAACGUUUGAACAUAAAGAUUGAGAUUGAAAGGGGAAUUUAGUAACUUAUGGUGCCACCAUUAAACCUUGCAAGUUAUUGCGUUACAUCAAAGAUUUGGAAUUUGUUAGUUAUAUGCCCUCAAGUAGUUCGGCAUACAUUCAUUGUAUAUUGGUUACUUUUAAGUUAUUAGACAUUCGAUUGUAAUAUCAAAUAUGUGGAAUGAUUUUUGGUUA
Messenger RNA from Lactuca saligna, 1022 nucleotides. The record is from the annotation of a GenBank genome assembly. NCBI's taxonomy places the organism in Eukaryota, Viridiplantae, Streptophyta, Magnoliopsida, Asterales, Asteraceae.